This is a messenger RNA of Fusarium coffeatum, 2172 nucleotides long. RefSeq lists its product as uncharacterized. The coding region runs from base 1 to 2172 and encodes 723 amino acids. Gene Ontology annotation, cellular component: nucleus. NCBI's taxonomy places the organism in Eukaryota, Fungi, Ascomycota, Sordariomycetes, Hypocreales, Nectriaceae. Gene Ontology annotation, biological process: negative regulation of DNA-templated transcription. Gene Ontology annotation, molecular function: metal ion binding; RNA binding. The transcript has 3 exons. The record is from RefSeq and is a predicted model, not a curated record.
AUGGUUUCCGACGAGCACUUCGAGAUGUGCUUGCCUGUUUUGCAGGAUACCACAUUAGAAGACGAGGAUAAAACGGACAGGCUUGAGGAGCUCUUCCGCAAGGAGACGAAUCUCACCGGCACUUCCCUCGACAAUGCAAUAUUGGAUGCCCUCUGGCGCUAUCGUGACGGCGGAGGCUCAUCAGCCUCGCCGCCUCCAAUAAGACCGGCAAUUCUACGACGUCCCUCUCCAGCCUCCUGGCGCGGUUCGCCAACGCCUAUGUCGGGUUCCCCGAGGCUCGCCGUGAGCCCCCUUGCUCCACCAGGCUUUGUUCCAUCGACCUUUGGCAGAACCAUAUCCUCGACAGUAUCACCCUUCUCUUCGCCUCGCGCCUCGCCUCGCAUGGCCCUUGCGACACCUGUUAUUCCUCAUAGUCCAAACUUGAAUGCCUACGAAUUUGCCAGUGAUCCAACUCCGGCUGCCGAAAUCCUAGGAGAAUACCAGACCGAAAAUGUCGAGUGGCUCGUUAGUGAUGAUGCUGUCAGCGUAACCUCAUCUGUCAGCACCCCAAGCGCCUUAAAUGCUGCUGCCCCGGAAUUCUCGUCUAUGACUGCUCAGACCGCUGAUAUGUCGCCAUACGACAUGCUGCGUUCCAUCCUCGGACAAACCAAGACAGACGAUGAGAUCGAGGCCGCUUUGGCGCAGAACGGUUACGAUCUCAGUGCAACCAUUGUCUCAUUCAUGGAAAGCCAGUCCAUCGACAAUCAACCCGGCGGCGUUUCUUUGGAGGAGCCUAAGAAUGUCUUGAUCGGAAAGUCGGUGGAUCGUCCCUCUACACCCCUUGGUCAGCAGAAGUCUGGGGUCAUCUGCAAGUUCUACAUGUCAACUGGUCAAUGCUUGCGUGCCGACUGCAGGUUUAGCCACGACCUCAGCAAUCACUUGUGCAAAUACUGGGUAAUGGGCAAUUGCUUGGCCGGAGAGACAUGCAUCUUUUCGCACGACCCUACCAAACUUAUGAACAGGCUCGCACUUGAUGGCGCCAGUACGCCACCAUCUAAGCAGGGAGGUCUACAGCUAGGAGAUCUUAACUCGUUCCCUUCACUCCGACCUGGCACCCCUGAUCAUCUGAGUGGUUUUGCUGGAAGCAACAGCUUUCCCGGUGUAGGCAUAACACCACCGCCAGGCUUGAAACAUCUUCAAGGAACAUCCAGUCCUCGUGCUCGAUCUCGUCCUGGUAGUCGUCAUCAGACUAGAGAACCAGAUAUUUCGGCGCCUGCUUUAGAUGACAACGAUGCAUUCCCUUCACUUGGCUCCGCUUCCAUGAAACAGGGUAAGAAGCAUCAUGGCAAGCGUGGCGGCCACGGCCACGGGCAUAAGGAGAACAUGGCCCCCAAUUCGCUAGCCGAUAUCGUCAAGAUGUCACCCUCUCCCAGUCCUGCUCGUCCUGACCUCAAGAAACUGGGACGCAACGGGAGUUCGAUAGCUACACGAAAUGGGGAGAACAGUCCUGCUGCUCAAGCGAUUCCUAGCCCCAAACACAUUCCUUGGUUGGAGACUGGUGAGCGUGCCAACAAGGCAUAUCUGAAGGCUCGCCAAGAAGCUCUCAAGCAUGGCGGCCUUCGUAACAAGUUUCUGCAAAGUGCUGCGCAAGCAUGGAAUCGAAAUGAUGCUAGGGCUGCCAAAGCUCUCAGUCUUCGAGGACAAAGCGAGAACGAUCUCAUGCGCAAAGCCCACCGCGAAGCUGCAAGGGAGUUGUAUGAGGAACGUAACAAGGGUGGUUCCGACGGCCUUGAGCUAUACGUCGACCUUCACGGUCUUCAUCCUGAGGAGGCGGUCGAGUAUCUCGAGAAGGUCCUGAUGGAGAACGGCCGAGAAUCUCAACCCAUUUAUGCUAUCACAGGUUCUGGGCACCAUAGUAAGAACGGCAAGGACAAAGUUGGCAGAGCGGUCCGUAACUUCCUCAACGAGUGGAGAUAUGCGUAUCGUGAGUUUUCAGUCCCUGGAGACCGCAACAACAUGGGAGGUAUUCUCGGAAUCGACGCCCGCAGCUGGGACAAGUCUCUCGCAAAGGAUGGAGAAGGCGACGAUGAUAAGGAAGAGGUGGACAUUCUAAGUCAAGGUGUCGAAAUCGGCGACGGCAAGGUCAGGCUCUUGGUGCGUGAUCCGCCCAAGGGUCCUAGCGGUCGUCGAUGA